This is a messenger RNA of Phanerochaete carnosa HHB-10118-sp, 1083 nucleotides long. RefSeq lists its product as uncharacterized. The annotation marks the transcript as partial. Lineage: Eukaryota; Fungi; Basidiomycota; Agaricomycetes; Polyporales; Phanerochaetaceae. The record is from RefSeq and is a predicted model, not a curated record. The transcript has 2 exons.
AGAGGCGAGCAGUUCAGACAUCAGCAAAACCUCCUUCGCUCGCCCUCGCACAUCCCCACAUCCCUGCAGACCAAGCCGACGCUCCCGCUUGCGCAGAUCUUCGGCACAGGCAGCGGCAGUAGCGAUGCGGGCAUGCGUCCGCAGGUGACGCUUGUCGAGGGCGUGCCAACAUAUGCGUACCCGAACGGGGCUGUCCCCGGGCCACGCCCGCCGCGGAGCUGGAUGCUGCUGUUCGACGAAGGCGAGAGGCGUGAGCCCAAAUGGAGGGCAAUCGCACUUCGCUUGCUGUUUGAGGACCUGCGUGUUCCGCCCUGGGUGUGUGAUGUCAGGGAGGAGGGCGAAGGCGGGUACAUGGUGCCUCCGCUUGCACUCGAGUGUGCGCGGAUGUUACUUGAGGCAUAUGGAGACACAGAGGACUGGGCGGAGGUCGCAAGGUACAUCCCGGCGCAUGUCAGGCGGGACCUCGUGCGAUGGUAUGCGGUGCGUAAGCCGCUGGGAAAUGCGACUCUGUAUACACUUUAUGGGGAAGAGGCGCAUGCGGAAGGGGAGCUGUUAGUCGUUGGACCAGAGGCGACACUCAGGAGAGUGGCUUUGGUGAAGGGCAAGCAGACGAACCGACGGAUGCAACCUGCCCAAUCAACCGAGCGCGAAGAGGCCACUUGGGAUGAGUUUGACUCUUGGGACGAACCCGGCGACACGACGACCCCGCUUACCACAUUCGCACUUGUCAUGACCCCUCUGCCAAACGAGCUCUUGACCUAUCUUCCCCCUACCCUUACACAUCUCGCACUUCUUGCUUUGCCACAGCCUGUACGUGUCUAUCGCUUACCCGAAAUUUCUCCCUUGCUGGAAACACUUGACUUAUCCUACAACGACUGGCUGAGUAAUAACGGUAGUACGGCCGAAGGGUCGUUGGAGAGGGUACCCUGGCGGCGAUGGCAGCGGUUGCGGGUCUUGGGUUUGCGGGUCUGCGGCAUCGGGGCAGACAUUGCCACAAAGGUGAACGUGGAAAGAUGGACGGAUGUCGAGAUCGUAGGUUUAGACGAGCCUAUAUCUAGAAGCACCUCCAACAGAGAGUCAUGA